This is a messenger RNA of Lecanosticta acicola, 1092 nucleotides long. NCBI's taxonomy places the organism in Eukaryota, Fungi, Ascomycota, Dothideomycetes, Mycosphaerellales, Mycosphaerellaceae. The record is from the annotation of a GenBank genome assembly.
AUGGGCGAAAUUGCAUCGUCGGUGCGGCCGGCUCCUCCUCAGACAUUGCCUUUCCACUCGAAGUUGUCGGCCGCAGAGCAUGUCGAAGACACAUCAAUCACCUCACACGAUCUCGGCGAUAGGCCAGCCAAGCGACAACGAAGCUCCACCGGCUUGCUCAAGAGACCAAACAUGUCCACUGCCACUGGCGCAACCGACACACCCGUAGAUUCAUUCAUGAACACGCCCAACCGAUCCAAAGAUAACCUCCACACCGACCAGGCGCCUCCGACCCAGACCAAGGACUGGCAACCUGCACCUCAAGCAGACGAGGCCCCAUGGCAACCUCCCGCGCCUCUACGCGACUUCCCCCACCUGCCCAAACUCUGGGUGGACUACGAACCGCCCACCACCAGCGGCGAAGCCGUCGCCACCUGGGUCGAGGCCUUCGUCCCCGUCGUGUACGACUGCUACAAAGACUGGCCCCCGGACCAACGAACCCGGGAAUUCGACCGCCUGAUCAAGCACGACGAAGACCGCUACCGCAACGUCCUGGUCCGCUUCUACCACGACCACCCGCAUCUCAUCCCCGACCGGCCGCGCGCCGCCGCAUGCCAGAAAUAUAUCGAUUUCAAAUGGAACGAAACGCCCGCGAGCGUUGCGAAGAUGAAACUCGUCUUUCGCUCGGAAUACGCGUGGGAUCCGCGUGCGCCGGUCGUGGGCGUCGAAGAUCCCGUGGGUCCGAAGGGCGAGGCAGAUCUCGGGGAUGAGGUGUGCUGCAAGCAUUGCGUGAAGCGCGCCAAGAUUGCGCGGUGGACUUCGCUUGCUCGGCGUGUUGUCAAGCCGAAGAGGAAGGCGUCGUCGGUUAGUGAUUCCCAGGAGGUGGUGGAGGAGCCGAGGGAGGCAGUGAGCUCCAGUUCCUGCUCCGGCUCCGGCUCCGGCUCCAGCUUCAGGAGUAGUGGUGGUGGUGGUGCUGGUGAUGGAGGAGGAGGAGGUGGAGAAGACGCACAUGCACAUGCACAUGCAGACCGGCAUGGUGGAGGUGGGCGGCGAUGGGCUAUCGGGCCGCGGGCAAGCACGCAAGUGGAGCGGCCUGCGGCCGUCACGGCGUGA